AAUCAAUUGAUCACCGCGAAAUGUGGCAACUGUGUUUCGUAUUAGUUUGCAAAACAAACACAAAACAGAUUGUCCGGACGUCCGUGACGCGUUAGGUUCUUCGCAGUAUCCGCUUAGCUUACGAGUUUCAGCCAGUUCGACCUGUUAAUCAUUGGAACAAUAUGGAAGUUUUAACUCAAGCUCAACUCAAAAGACUGGAAAAACACAAAUAUAGUUCGCAAGGGACAUCGCUCUUGGAGCCGUAUUUUCAAGUUUUCUGGCGAUGGUUAGUUGAACGAUUUCCAUUAUGGAUUGCUCCCAACACAAUCACGAUAGCGGGAUUAAUUGUCAAUAUGGCAUCUGCUUUUAUGAUCAUGUUUUAUUCUCCCACUGGGACAGAAACGGCGCCAUCUUGGAUCUACCUCAUCAAUGCAAUAGGAUUAUUCAUUUAUCAAGCAUUGGAUGCCAUAGAUGGGAAGCAAGCCAGAAGAACUAACACUUCUUCCCCACUCGGAGAAUUAUUUGAUCACGGAUGCGACUCAAUAUCAACAGUUGUUGUGGCCAUCGCAACAGCGUGUUCUCUUCUACUUGGAAAGUCGCCUGAUAUGAUGUUUGCAUUGGUCAUGAGUUCCAUCGUUUUAUUCUACUGUGGACACUGGGUGUCGUAUGUAACAGGAACGCUACAUUUCGGAAAAAUGGACGUCACAGAAGUACAAGUUGCAACAAUGACUCUUUUCACUGUGUCAGGAAUAUGGGGCCCAGACAUAUGGGACAUCAGGCUCCCUCUAGCGGUAGUGAAUAUGCCGUUGAAAGCUCUACCUCUAUUUUUUGUCUUUGGUGGAUGUGCGUUCACGAUGGCACGGUUCGCUGGUCUCAUUGUCAAGGGAGGAUGUGGCCCUAAUGGAUCCUCAGUGGCGGGCACUAGUGUUCUUUCACCUUUUUUCAACAUGGCGAUUGUUUUUAUAUUUGCUUUAACGAUAGCAAAGAAGUCGGACAUCAUGUUGUUUGAAAACCAUCCUGUGCUAUAUCUUCUAUUCUUCGGAGUUGUCGGUGGAAAAGUCACAAAUCGAUUAGUGGUUGCUCACAUGACAAGCAGCGAAUUACCACUUUUGGAUACCUCGCUGUUGGGUCCUUUGCUAUUGUUCUUGAACCAAUAUUUCAACAGUCUUGUAAACGAGUAUUUUCUUUUAUGGAUUUGUAUGAUUCACGCCACGGUUGAUCUAGUCCAGUACCUUGCUUAUACAUACAGACAGAUUGCGCAACACCUCGGAAUCUCAAUUUUUUCGAUUACACCCCCAGCGUCCUCUCCAAAACAGGACGGUAACGGAGUAAAACAUAAAUAAGACUUUUUAUCGGAGAAAUUUUUUGUUUUAUUGAUUCCAUGGAGAGAUUUUAUUGAAAUUUAGAGAAUUUUUUUGUGUUUGUCAAAUUUUUGUUUCUGUUAGCAAAACGUCUUCAAUGAAUGGACUAAUUAUCCCAAUUUUGGACUGCUGUUGUAUUUUGAUAUUGAUGAAAAAACAUUUAUAAACUAAUAUGACUUCACAAUACAGAAGCACGAUGUCAUAUAUGAUUUCAUAAUGUACUUUGUGAGUGAAGGGCAAUUUUUUUUGGAAAAACUUGAUAUGACAGUAUAAAAAUUUAUUCUAUAAUUAGAGAUUUGUGAUAUCAUAAUACCAUUUGAGAUGCGGUAGAAAGAUUUAAAAAAAAAAGGAAAAUUUUCAUAAUUGGGACGAAAUGGAAUUUGUAAAAAAAACGAAUUUCGUGACAAUACAAAACCAGGAACAAUCAGAAAGUGGAUUAUGAGUGGGGGGUCAUUUCAGUCUCCCCGCCUUCCCCUCCCCAAAAAAAUCCUAGUGCCGUCAGUCAUUGCUUGAAAGUGUAUUGCAUGAAUUGUAACAGAUAGUGGGUAGGGUCAGAGGUCGAGAAAUGCUGGUUUCCAAGCGACUUGAGUAUCUAAAUAGAGUUUCAAGAUACUAAAAUUGCUAUGUGUCAUACAGAAAAAUUAUUUUUUAUAUUUCAAAAGAGGGGGGGGGGGGGUCCGACCCUAAAUAAAAAAAAUUCGAAACUUGUGUUGAUUCCCAAUUUGAAAUGCUCUAAUUAAAUUUAUUUGUGUAUGUUUUGGUGAGAGAUUUUAAUCUGUUUAUUUUGGUUUGAGCAGAAGAACUUCACAUUUGAAAGAUUUUUCAGAAAUGCUCUUAAACGAACGUGGCACCCUCUUUUGAAAGCUUUAGUUAUAGAUUUUAUGUAUGUUUUGAUGAUUAUACUCAAUAAAGGGAGAUUCGAGGGUCAGAACUCUUCCUAUUGAAAUGUGUAAAAGGGGAUUUUUUGUACCAUACAUGGCAAUUUUUCAUAGUUUGAAAUGGUCUUUAAACCUAUGAGACUUUUAAAAAAUGUAUAUCAGUCGCCAGCUACACCUGGCUAACUUGGCAAAAAGAAAUUUCAGAAUUUGUCCAACUCCAACUUUUAGCAAUUUCAUGUGACCUCAUAGUCAAUGUAUUUGGUUUCCAUAGCAAUUACACUUUUUGUGUAGGAUUUAAAUUUUCUGAUUUUUUUAAUUAAAAUUAUGUUGUUUUAAAGAAAUUGUUACUCUUUUAAUGAUUCUUUAAAUUUUUUGAUUUGGUGAAUGUGUGUUAUAUUAAUCGAAAAAUAUGUAUGUGAUAUGGUGGACGUAAUUUUAAUUUAGAGUCAUGCUUCAGAGAUUAUAGUCUGUUUUGUGGCGCCACCAAAAGGAGGAUUUCAAAACCCGUGCACCAGACCAUCGAAAUAUGUACUUAGUCUCGUCCAAUCCAAACUAUCACCAUUUGUUUUAGUCUUGUAAUCGGGGUACUUGGUUUCCAUGGCAAUUGCACUUUUUGUGUGUGAUUCAAAUUUUUAGAUAUUUCAAGUUUAAAAUUUUGUUGAUUUAAAAUAAAUGUUACCCUUUUAAAAAUACUCUUGCAGAAAAAUGUUUCAACAAACAUGUUACUCUUCUAAUGAUUCUUAAAUUUAAUGAUUCUAUUUUAUUUGGUGAAUGUGUGUGAUAAUAAGAAAGAUAUGUGAUUUGUUGGACAUAAUUUUUAUUCUAUGUCACGCUUCAGUGAUUACAGUCUGCUAUGUGGCACCAUCUAAUGGAGGAUUUAAGAACCAGUGCGACAAACCAUCUAAAUCAGUUGUUCCAAAACUGCAGGCCAGUCACGACUUUCGUAACUAUUUAAUAUUGCCCGCCAAACUUGAGGGAAAUAGUUUAACACUUCAUGUUUUUUUCCAUUUACGUUCUAGAAACCACCAGUUGUUACGUCAUUAUCACAGUUUAAGCGUGUGUAUAUUCGUAACAAUUCAUUUAUACCGGUAUCAUAAUUAUACGUACUGGUGCCAGACCAUAGCAGACGCCUCCAUUUCUCUGCCCACAAAUAUCUUUCCACAUUAAUUUUGGUCAAUUUACUUUGGGAACUGAUCUAAAUAUAAAGUUAGUCUCGUCCAGCCCAAACUAUUUCCAGCUACUAUAAAGUCUUAUAAUCAGGGUACUUGGUUUCCAUGGCAAUUGCACUCUUUGUGUGUGAUUCAAAUUUUUGAUUUUUUUAUGUUUAAAAUUAUGUUAUUUUAAGAAAAUGUUACUCUUCUAAUAAUUCCUUCGCAAAAGAAUUUUAUAUAUUUUUUUGAUUUGGUGAAUAUUAUGUGUAAACGAGGGUUUCAACUAAACAGUGUGAAAUAUGAAAAAGCUGUUUUGGGUGAAUAUCGCCAGAUAUAGCAUGUCUUUCUUGUAUUAUUUUCAAAUAAAAAAUGGUUCUCUAAAUUUCAAUGCUAUUUUGUCUUAAAAUCCUCCUAAUACUUGGUUUGUUGAGCAAAUAUUGAUAAUGAGUCAUGAUUUGGUGAUUACAGUCUGAUAUUCGCAGAAUUUGGUUCCGCAGUGAGCAUGUGGCGCCAUCUAAUGGUAUAUUUAGUAUUACUAGUAUUCCCACUAUUUGUGUUUUUUUGAUAUCUUGCAUUUAGAGUUGCGCCACCAAAUGGGGAGGGAGAGUUACCGGUCCCCCCACUUUCAUUUCCUACAGGGGUUUGCCAAAUUGCGCACCUCCCAAGUUAUUUUCGAUCCUGUCGUGAUGCAUUGACUCCUUUUCUAAAAAAUUCAUUUUUCUGCGGUCAAAUUGAAAAAAAAUUAUUAAAAUCAACUCUGAGAAAGAUACAUGACAAGCUUGCCACAUUAUGAUCAUUUGUGUUACUUAUUCUGUUUUAAUUUACAUUUUAAUUUUGCCCUGUGCUGCCUUAAAUUAUUGGUUUUAUUGAUUACAGCUUCAAUAGAUAACUAUUGACCAACAAUUCCAUCCUUUGUGUGCUUUUGUGAUCAUGUCCAUGCAUCCGAAACGAAUUGGUAUACCGUGUUUCACCGAAAAUAAUAGUAUGAGAGGUCGUUUUCCAUCUUAAAGGUCUUCGAAAAUAAUGUAAAAUACUUUUUUAUAUUUUAUUGGCUCUUCAUCUACCCAGAAUAUAAAAAUCCUUAUUUCACACUAAAAUGGGGUGAUACAUAUUUGUGUAGAAUAGUGACGUAAAAAUUGAAUUUAUUUUUCCAAUUUUUGUUUUUUCUUAAAAUCUUACCGCUAUCUCAUGGUGAGAUGGGCCGAUAUGUUUUGCUUUGCAGAGUUACUGAAUUAUAAAUCACAUUCUUUUCGCUCCCUGGGAUAUGAAUGUGAAAAGCUCUUUUAUUUUGGAACAACAUAUAUUAUUUUUAACGUCGCAAAUUAGUGAGGUAAAUUUUUUUUUUAAUUUUUGUGAUUUUAUCCCCCAGGCAAUGUUUUUAUUUAGUCCAUCCAUCGUUAUUUUAUUCAGAAAUAUUAUUUUAGCCGUUAUAAUUUUUUUUGGUGUUUUAUUAAAUUAGGCGAAAUAUGUUCUAUAUUUUUUCUGUGUGUAACCAAUUUUAGAACUUCUGCCAAUUCUGCAAGUAAAUUACAUUAUUUAA
Molecule: messenger RNA, 4909 nt
Organism: Styela clava
Lineage: Eukaryota; Metazoa; Chordata; Ascidiacea; Stolidobranchia; Styelidae
Product: choline/ethanolaminephosphotransferase 1-like
Biological process (GO): phosphatidylethanolamine biosynthetic process
Cellular component (GO): endoplasmic reticulum membrane; Golgi apparatus
Molecular function (GO): diacylglycerol cholinephosphotransferase activity; ethanolaminephosphotransferase activity
Source: RefSeq, a predicted model, not a curated record